GCCACUGCCUCCUCAACUCUGCUCAACAUCGGACACGAUGGCGAGUACGGCUUUCAAAACAUUCUCGCUUGCAAACAACGUAGUGGAGGUAUCUCCGCAGGAUGAUAUCUACAAGUUCGAUGUCGAUGCAGACAAGCGCAUCAAUCGUGAACAGCCGUGGACAAAGGAUCCACACUACUUCAAGACAUGUAAGAUAUCUGCAACCGCCUUGAUUAAAAUGGUAAUUCAUGCACGAUCGGGUGUACCAUACGAGAUCAUGGGCUUGAUGCAAGGGAAGGUUAUGGGAACCUCCCUUGUUAUCAUUGAUUCAUUUGCGCUCCCCGUACAAGGCACAGAGACCCGUGUCAAUGCUGCCAAUGAGGCGUAUGAAUACAUGGUGCAGUAUAUUGAGGGAAGCAAACUGGUCAAUCGGCUGGAGAAUGCUGUAGGAUGGUACCACUCACACCCAGGUUAUGGUUGCUGGUUAUCUGGUAUUGAUGUUACCACUCAGUUCACAAAUCAAAAGUUCCAAGAUCCUUUUGUUGCUGUUGUCAUCGAUCCGAACCGUACCAUUUCUGCCGGCAAAGUAGACAUUGGAGCGUUCCGGACAUACCCAGAGAACUAUACUCCUCCCGAUGCAGCCGCAUCGGAAUACCAAUCGAUUCCACUAAGCAAGAUCGAAGAUUUCGGUGUGCACGCCAACCAAUAUUAUCCACUUGAAGUUCAAAUCUUCAAAUCGAGUCUGGAUAAUGAAUUACUUGGUCUAUUAUGGAACAAGUAUUGGAUCAACACUCUAAGCCAAAGCGCUCUGAUAUCCAAUCGGGCAUACGCUGUGUCACAGCUGAAUGAUCUGCAGCAGAAGUUGGCAAAAGCUCAAUCCUCAGUGUCUAGUACCCGCGCGCCCAUACCGCUACCCAAGGACGACAUCAAAUCCAAGAUGCUGGCAAAGGAGGAGAAGAAGAAAGAGGAAGCAAAUCAGCUGGCCAAGAGUGUCAAGGAUGGGGCGAAGAUUGCGACUGAAGCACAACAUGGUCUCAUUGCACAAGUGCUCAAAGACAUUCUUUUCUCUUCGCGACCAGGAGCGCCGACAUCUUCAUCGGUCUCGGUGGAGGAAGUCGUUGAUACCGCCAUGUCUAUCGGUUAGAGUGUUUAGAUCACCAUAUUCUCCUUUGCUUCAGUUUCCUUGCACUUUGUUGUAUCUCUGGUCGUAUUACUCACAUCGCACUUGUAUUGUACUUGUUUCUUCGCAUGUAACGUCCCCUCGCAAACAUCCCCACGAAUGUCCUCUUGUCUUCUGCACGUGGCAGUUUCUCCAUAUGCGCGUCUUUGUCUUUGAGAGGAGCGCGUCUUGGUACGGCGCAACGCUCUUUGUCCUCCUGCGUCCUCGCGACGGCGUUGCUUUUGUACCUCUCUGCCAUAGAAGGGGAUCCUGCUACUGUAAUUGACUAUCCGGCGUGGUCCGCAACACCGAUUUAAUAUUUACAUAACUCCCAACCGCCGGAGUAUAUAAGCCAAGACUUUCUUUUAGUUAUAAGUAUAGGCCCGUCUUGUUACACUUCAUAGCCAUCUAUUGAAGGUCCUAAACGACACC
This is a messenger RNA of Somion occarium, 1570 nucleotides long. NCBI's taxonomy places the organism in Eukaryota, Fungi, Basidiomycota, Agaricomycetes, Polyporales, Cerrenaceae. The record is from the annotation of a GenBank genome assembly.